This is a messenger RNA of Pipistrellus nathusii (Nathusius's pipistrelle), 1569 nucleotides long. NCBI's taxonomy places the organism in Eukaryota, Metazoa, Chordata, Mammalia, Chiroptera, Vespertilionidae. The record is from the annotation of a GenBank genome assembly.
AUGGAGUGCGACCUCAUGGAGACUGACAUCUUGGAGUCGCUGGAGGACCUCGGUUACAAGGGUCCAUUGUUAGAAGAUGGCGCUCUGUCUCAGGCGGUCUCUGCUGGAGCCAGUUCCCCUGAGUUUACCAAACUCUGUGCUUGGCUGGUGUCUGAAUUAAGAGUGCUCUGUAAACUGGAAGAAAAUGUGCAAGCAACUAACAGCCCGAAUGAAGCUGAAGAAUUCCAACUUGAGGUGAGUGGGCUACUAGGGGAGAUGAACUGUCCAUAUCCUUCACUGACAUCUGGGGACGUGACCAAGCGCCUUCUCGUUCAGAAGAACUGCCUCCUCCUGCUCACAUACCUCAUCUCAGAACUAGAAGCUGCCAGAAUGCUCUGUGUGAAUACUCCUCCAAAAAAAGCUCAAGAAGGAGGCGGUAGUGAGGUCUUUCAAGAGUUGAAAGGCAUAUGUAUUGCUCUAGGAAUGUCCAAACCUCCAGCCAAUAUAACUAUGUUCCAAUUCUUCAGCGGGAUUGAAAAAAAAUUAAAGGAAACAUUAGCAAAAGUUCCACCUAAUCAUGUGGGAAAGCCUUUAUUGAAGAAGUCAUUGGGACCGGCCCACUGGGAAAAGAUAGAAGCAAUUAACCAAGCCAUAGCCAAUGAGUAUGAAGUUCGGAGAAAGCUGCUAAUAAAACGUUUGGAUGUCACUGUCCAGUCUUUUGGUUGGUCUGACCGAGCUAAGAGUCACACAGAGAAAUUAGCAAAGGUUUACCAGCCGAAACGUUCAGUCUUAUCUUCCAAAAGUACUAUUUCUGUUGCUCACCUUUUGGCUGCAAGACAAGACCUGUCAAAGAUUCUAAGGACAAGCAGUGGCUCUGUAAGAGAAAAGUCUGCCUGUGCCAUCAAUAAGGUGUUGAUGGGCCGGGUGCCUGACAGAGGCGGCAGACCCAAUGAGAUUGAGCCCCCGCCCCCGGAGAUGCCGCCGUGGCAGAAAAGGCAGGAUGGCCCCCAGCAGCAAGGAGGAGGCCGAGGCGGAGGGAGAGGCGGCUACGAACAUUCCUCAUAUGGAGGACGGGGCGGUCAUGAACAAGGAGGGAGAGGUGGACGUGGUGGCUACGACCGCGGUGGCUACGACCACGGUGGCCGAGGGGGAGGAAGAGGAAAUAAGCACCAAGGAGGCUGGACAGAUGGAGGGAGUGGAGGAGGAGGUGGAGGUGGCUACCAAGAUGGUGGCUAUCGAGAUUCGGGCUUCCAGCCAGGUGGCUACCAUGGUGGCCACGGCGGUGGCUAUCAGGGUGGCGGUUACAGUGGCUUCCAGACAACUACUUACACAGCAAGUGGAUACCAGGGUGGUGGAUACCAGCAGGACAAUAGAUACCAAGAUGGCGGGCACCAUGGCGAUCGAGGCAGUGGGCGUGGGGGGAGAGGCGGGCGCGGAGGCCGAGGUGGGCGCGGAGGCCAGGGAGGAGGUUGGGGAGGAAGGGGGAGCCAGAAUUAUCACCAAGGGGGGCAGUUUGAACAGCACUUCCAGCACGGAGGCUAUCAGUAUAAUCACUCUGGAUUUGGACAAGGAAGACAUUACACUAGUUGA